Suillus plorans is the source of this 1950-nucleotide messenger RNA. RefSeq lists its product as uncharacterized. The record is from RefSeq and is a predicted model, not a curated record. NCBI's taxonomy places the organism in Eukaryota, Fungi, Basidiomycota, Agaricomycetes, Boletales, Suillaceae. The transcript is spliced from 8 exons. Bases 1 to 1950 code for a protein of 649 amino acids.
AUGUCACAUUCUAGGUCUCGCUCCAGCCCCAAGAAAAAGAGAUCGAAGCGUAAAGCUGUAGACUCUGACGGGCAAGCGAAUUCAACCAAGAAGUUGCGGGCUGGGGCCGAGAUACCCCUGCAAUUACAGCAGCCAGAGUUCGUGGACAACACCCUGGCCACUCGACGUUCUGGGCGUGCAGGCGCAGGAACAGGAGGUAGGGCUGUCCAACUAGAGAAGAUUGGUGCUCUUUUAGAUGCCUCUCACAUGCGCACCACCCAAUGCAAGGGCACUACUUCCCUUGACUCAAACACUCCUGCGAACCCUCUCGCUCCAGAACAGCCUCGUAAGGGCCGCGGGAGUCGCUCAAAGAAACCCCCUCCGCCUCCUCCAUACAGCCCCUCAGAGACAGUGGAUCCUCCAAGUUCUAGAAAGCAGGGGAAGAAGGAUAAGGCAAUGAAGAAGGGUGUUGCUCCUGCCUCUACUAGUAGCUGUGAGGUACCAAAUCUCCAACCCAGCUUUUCGCACCGCAAACCUGGGUCGCGGUUUGGAUUCGGGCAGUCCCUCACCCCCUCUGGCACAGACAUUCAUUUGCAGGUUAACAAUACACUCGUAGCUGCCACCAAGAAGCCUUCAGACCCCACAGCACAUCCUCCACCCCCCAUAUAUCCAAUGCCAAAAGCACCUACCACAUCCACGUCAGUUAUGCAUCAAGCUGACACUAACUUUGACAAGAAUCUGGACCCUGCCCUGUGGUCAACCGCUGAUGUAUGUUUGGAAUCGCGAGACACUGCUUCUGAAAGUUCAGACUCUGAGACUACUGACGAUGGUGAUGAAAGUGAUGACAACAACAAGGAUAGCAGUAGUGGCGAUGACGACAACGUCGGUCAGGACGCUCAUGGAGACCAAGAAGUGGGAUGGGGUGCAGCAUAUGGAUGCCAUAGUGCUCAUCCCGGUUUUUUAAAAGAAGCUCAAUCAUCACAACCUCUUAUCACUACCGCCCUUCCCACUGACUUUGAAUUUCAACACUCGCGUGACGAAGAUGAUAAUGCAGCAAUGAAGUCUUUAGUAGCCGAUGUCACAUCCAGCACUGACAAUGCUUCAACUCCAGUUGUACCUGCUGAUGUCCUACACCUUCACCACAAGCGAAACGGACGUCCCCGCCCUCCCAACCCUGUAAUCCUCGAUUUCUUACGUCAGGCUGAGACAAAAGAUCUCAAGUCGAAACCAAAGGUCAAAUCGAAAUCAAAGAGUUUUCUCGAGUAUGUGAAGGGAGAGUGCCAUGUCCAACAUGCGAUAGAGAACCCAUUCCCAAAAUUUGUCGACAAUUUGCCAGGUUCUGUUAAUGAGGCCCUCAUGUCUUCACUUGUAGAGUGGCUGGAAGGGGGGAGUCUACUAGGUGUGUGGCCUGAUCGGAAACAUGACAUGGCAAAGCUGCUUUAUGAAGAUUUAUCAAUGUGGCGCUCAGAUCUCAAGAAGAUCGUAACUAGCAUUGCGCCAUCCCUAUAUGACCUCAUCCUGCCAUCUGACAUUCCUCCCCAAGAACGUGCAGCCUGGGUUGAAGAGGCCGUGACAAUGUUGCUAGAGGACUCCGCCUUUCUGCGCUAUGGUGUGGAUGAACUCGGCAAAACUCAAAAUGCAGCUCACCCGGCGCUGCGCGAGGCUGUCAUUGCUUUCUUCUACACCGGCUCUCAUCGCGUCACUCGCAGGAGACCUGACAUAUUUCAGAAGCAGUUACCUUUGGAGUGCCUUGCUUUAGUUAACUGUGUCCUCGACGGCUUAAAGAGGAACGGUAACGGCAAAUCAAUUCCGAAGUUUACUUCCAAGGAGUAUGGCGCAUUGUAUGAGUCGAUGUUCAAACUACUGAGACAACUCAUGGAUGAUCCUUAUCAUGGACCGAAGCUGGUGCGACAGCUUUGUUCGUGGGCCAAAGCUGGAUGGCAAGCUGCGCGUUUUUUUAUGAAGUUUUGA